AUGUUCUUGGGAAGGGCAAAGGACACCCGGACGUGUACCUCUUUCCAUGCAGCGACGCUCCACCCAGUGCCUCGCGGCACGGUCUCGGAUAUUUUUAUGGUCGAUUUGGAUCUGAACGGCAUCGUCAAACGAACGAAAGCAGGCAAGUUGACCAAGAAAAACGAAGUUCAUGUGUAUCUACCAAUGGAAUUGAAUGGAACGAUUGUCCUUGUGAAAGUGAACGAUAACCAGUGGCGGGUGGAUAACAGUUCGCUCGCAUCAGGCAGUAAAGGGCUCGGUUACCGCACCAGCAAGGUCCUCGAAGCCAAGUCCUGCGAUAACAUUUCGGCCCGCUAUGCAGAAUGGGGGACCAUCGCAAGCGGCAUCGACACCGGUGACGGUUGGCUGCAAGUACUGUUGCCCACAAAGUUCCCUUUGUAUUCGAGAGGUUGGACGGGAAGCCCAAUUUUUGACAUCGUUCCAAUAUCUGGCAGCAUUCUGUGCAGGUGGCGGCCUCGAGAAGAUCCCGAGUCUGGGAAGUUGGAGCAAAGGUGGUUUACGCGACAACGAUGA
This is a messenger RNA of Prorocentrum cordatum, 552 nucleotides long. Lineage: Eukaryota; Dinophyceae; Prorocentrales; Prorocentraceae. The record is from the annotation of a GenBank genome assembly.